Messenger RNA from Diceros bicornis minor, 3559 nucleotides. It is a transcript of the gene LRRCC1, whose product is annotated as leucine rich repeat and coiled-coil centrosomal protein 1. Gene Ontology annotation, molecular function: protein binding. The transcript has 19 exons. The coding region runs from base 64 to 3150 and encodes 1028 amino acids. Gene Ontology annotation, cellular component: cytoplasm; centrosome. NCBI's taxonomy places the organism in Eukaryota, Metazoa, Chordata, Mammalia, Perissodactyla, Rhinocerotidae. The record is from RefSeq and is a predicted model, not a curated record.
GUCCCGCCCCUCGCCGCCUGGGACCGGCUGGCGCCCGUUAAGAUCCGCUCCGCGUCGCCGGCCAUGGAGGCGCCGGGGGAAGCCGAAGUCGAGCCUGAGGAUGGCGACAGCAGCUGCGGGGACGUGUGCUGCAUGGACAAGGGCCUGCGGAGCAUAUCAGAGUUGUCUUUAGAUUCAACCCUUCAUGCCAUCAAUCUUCAUUGCAAUAACAUCUCGAAGAUCGAAGCCAUUGAUCAUGUUUGGAAUUUACGACAUUUAGAUCUGUCAUCUAAUCAAAUAAGUCAAAUUGAAGGGCUCAGCACACUGACAAAACUAUGCACUUUAAAUUUGUCCUGCAAUUUGAUCACAAAAAUAGAAGGACUCGAAGCACUAAUUAAUCUGACUAGACUGAAUUUAUCUUAUAACCACAUAAAUGAUCUUAGUGGUUUGAUGCCCCUUCAUGGAAUUAAACAUAAACUUAGGUACGUUGACCUACAUAGUAAUUGUAUAGAUAGUAUCCAUCACCUGCUUCAGUGCAUGGUAGGAUUGCACUUCUUGACUAAUCUUAUUUUGGAGAAGAAUGGAAAGGAUAAUCCUGUCUGUCGAGUACCAGGGUACAGAGCAAUUAUGCUCCAGACUUUGCCACAGCUUAGAAUCCUGGACUGCAAGAACAUAUUUGGUGAACCGGUAAAUUUGUCAGAAAUGAAUUCAUCGCGCCUGCAGUGCUUUGAAGGUCUUUUGGAUAAUUUAGUUUCUUCUGAUUCUCCCCUAAAUAUAAGUGAAGAUGAGAUCCUUGAUAGUAUGCCAGUGGUAACACCAGCCAUCGAUGAGGUAGCUCCCUCGGAUCAGUUGGCAAGCACACCAGCAGAUACUGGUUUGACGUCCUUUAUAUCUGUGUGUCCAUCUUCGGAUCCAGAGAAAGUUAAUCAUGAGAACGAUUUUCAGAAUGAGAUAAAACUUCAGAAAUUAGAUGAUCAAAUUUUACAGCUUCUCAAUGAAACAUCUAAUUCUUUAAUAGAUAAUGUUCCCGAGAAAGAUCUCCGACCAAAAAGAGACACGGAUAUAACUUCUGACAGUGACUGUGGAAAGAGAAAAGAAUGUAAUAGAAAAAUUCCUCGAAGGUCAAAAAUCCCAUAUUAUUCCAAAACUAUUCAGACUAUUAAGCAUCACGGUAAAAAUAACAACCCUUUUAUAAGUUGUAAUCGUAAAAUGAAACAACCUUUCUUUAAAGAGUUAUAUGUAAGAUCAUCUUUAGUGAACUCUGAUGUUUUAGAAGAAUCAGAAGAACAGAAGACUGAAAUAAUUAAAGUAGACAACAGUAGCUCAGAAGACACCACUUACCGGACACUCGUUGAACAACUAGACCAAGAGAGAGAGAAGAGAUGGAAAGCUGAACAAGCUGAAAAGAAACUUAUGGAUUAUAUCGAUGAACUGCAUAAACAUGCAAAUGAGAAAAAGGAGAUUCAUAGCCUGGCUCUGCUUACCACGGAUAGGCUAAAGGAAAUUAUUUUUAAAGAGAGAAAUUCCAAAGCACAACUUGAAGUUAUGGUUCACAGACUUCAAAGUGAAAUAAAGAAACUAACUAUUGAAUUAAUUAAAGCAAGAAAUCAACAAGAGGAUCACAUUAGACACUUAAGAACCCUGGAAAACGCAUUAGAAAAAAUGGAGAGGCAAAAACGGCAGCAGCAGGCGGCACAGAUGCGACUUAUCCAAGAGGUGGAGCUCAAAGCUGCAGCUGCUGAUACAGAAAUAAACUUACUUAGAACUUCCCUUCAUCAAGAAAAGGAACAAGUGCAACAGCUUCAUGAACUUCUUGCAUUGAAAGAACAAGAACACAGGAAAGAACUUGAAACAAGAGAGUUUUUUAGUGAAGCUGACUUCCAGGAAGCCUUAGCUAAAGAAAUAGCUAAAGAAGAGAGAAAGCAUGAGCAAGAAAUAAAAGAAUACCAAGAAAAAGUUGAUGUAUUAAACCAACAAUAUAUGGAUUUAGAAAAUGAAUUCCGUAUUGCUUUAACUGUUGAAGCCAGAAGAUUUAAAGAUGUUAAAGAUGGUUUUGAAAAUGUUGCAACUGAGUUAGCAAAGAGCAAACAUGCUCUUGUUUGGGCUCAACGAAAGGAAAAUGAGUCUUCCUCUUUAAUUAAAGAUCUGACCUGUAUGGUGAAGGAACAAAAAGCAAAACUUGCAGAAGUUUCCAAAUUGAAACAAGAAACAGCAGCAAAUUUACAGAAUCAAAUCAACACCCUUGAAAUUUUGAUUGAAGAUGACAAGCAGAAGAGUAUUCAAAUAGAGCUUCUCAAGCAUGAAAAAGUCCAGCUUAUUUCCGAGCUAGCAGCCAAGGAAUCACUAAUUUAUGGUUUAAGGACAGAAAGAAAAGUAUGGGGACAUGAGCUGGCACAACAGGGAUCUUCUCUAGCCAAAAAUCGUGGGAAACUAGAGGCUCAAAUUGAAAGUUUACGUAGAGAGAAUGAAUCUCUGCGAAAGGCAAAUGAACGUGAUAAUGAUGCGUUAAGAAUUAAGUGCAAAAUCAUAGAAGACCAAACUGAAACCAUUGGAAAAUUAAAACUUUGUUUACAGGAAAGAGAGGAGCAAAUCAAAAUAUUACAGGAAAAGAUCACUGAAAUACAAAAAUGUACUCAAGAACAACUUGACGAAAAAUCUUCGCAACUGGAUGACGUAAUUGAGAAACUAGAAAAACACAGUGAAAGAAGAGAAAAAUUAAAACAGCAGUUGAAAGUAAAGGAAUUAGAACUUGAAGAAAUUAGAAAAGCUUACAGCACACUUAAUCAGAAGUGGCAUGAUAAAGGAGAGCUUCUCAGUCAUCUUGAAAUGCAAGUGAAAGAAGUGAAAGAAAAAUUUGAAAACAAAGAGAAGAAACUUAGAGCGGAAAGAGACAAAAGUAUUGAGCUACAAAAGGAUGCAAUGGAAAAGCUCCACAGUAUGGAUGAUGCCUUUAAGAAACAAGUGGAAGCGAUUGUGGAAGCUCAUCAGGCUGAAAUAGUACAGCUGGCAAGGGAGAAGCAGAAGCACAUUGAUUCUGCACACUUCAAGGUUCAUCAAGUUGAGGAGGAAAUGCGUGGACUUCUGGAAGAAACAUACAAGAACAAAAAAGCAAUGGAAGAAAAGAUUAAGCAACUUGCUUUUGCUCUGAAUGCAAUUCAGCAAGAAAUGUAAUGGUUCUGAGAACAAAUUUAAUUGAAAUGGACCAGCAGACUUAUUGUAAAAAUGAUUAAAUAUUGUAACAGUAGUUAACUGCUAUGACUUUGAAAUGUCUUUUUCUACACAUUUCAUAUGAUUAUAUUUUAAAAGACUUGUGAUCAAGUAUUUAUUAAUUGUAUAUGUAGGUUUUUAUAAUAAAUUGUUCAUAAUUAUGUGUAGUAGAAAAACCUGUCAAAAUAGCUCAACUUAAUACACUUUUUCUUGUUUCUGUGCUAUACGUUGUUUGGUAAUUACACAUUUGCCUCCAGCUAUGUAAAUGAAAAUUAAGAUUAGUAUUUUGACUAUAUGAGGGAAAGUAUUUUAAUCAUUGUUGUUACCUUAUUGUGUUGAUGAAGAAAUAAUUAUAUUUGUUGGUUGUCCUUUA